Linderina pennispora is the source of this 300-nucleotide messenger RNA. RefSeq lists its product as uncharacterized. NCBI's taxonomy places the organism in Eukaryota, Fungi, Kickxellomycota, Kickxellomycetes, Kickxellales, Kickxellaceae. The transcript has 2 exons. The annotation marks the transcript as partial. The record is from RefSeq and is a predicted model, not a curated record.
CCUGAUCCGACCUGCACGAACAUGUACAAUGAACCAGCAGACCACCCGAACGCCGGCAUUGGCGGAUAUGCCGGAUACCACCGAGGAUCACUCAUCGGCGGCAACAUCAAUAUCCAGCGGCGCUCGUCCAUCGGCAAGACCCCAGUAAUGGAGGAUCCGAAGCAGCACAGAUCCAACAUGGGUGGUCCUCUGUGCAAUCCGUGCAGAUCAAGCAUAGGCCGGAACACGGGCAUAAUGUAUUUUGACAACACUGUCAUUCCCGUGUACUAGAUCUCUCCCAUGCGGAGUUUUUGUUCACUC